This is a messenger RNA of Lasiosphaeria miniovina, 2957 nucleotides long. RefSeq names its product heterokaryon incompatibility protein-domain-containing protein. Lineage: Eukaryota; Fungi; Ascomycota; Sordariomycetes; Sordariales; Lasiosphaeriaceae. The transcript has a single exon. The record is from RefSeq and is a predicted model, not a curated record. The coding region runs from base 130 to 2820 and encodes 896 amino acids.
CCUCCUCAUCUCAGAUGUACACGUACACGCUCCCUCACUUGACCACGGUGCUCCAAAGCGAACAAGGCGGAAACGUCGGAAUUUGAGCCUUAAUCAAAAUUUUGACUCGCCUAAUUCGAUGAUCUCACAAUGUCUUCAAUACCUUCCGCCAUAGACUCAGACUCGUGGUCCGACUCGGAGCUGGACGCGGAAGACGUACUGGGACUCGCAGUGCCAGCGCCACUGAACCUGACCAUCAAACUGAUAACAGCCACGUCGACCUGGACGCUAGUUCUCCUCGCCGACGGACUGUUUGCGAUUUUCUGCGACCCCGACUUGUACCCGAGCGUUCUCUUGGGCCUGGCCGGUAUCGGCACCCAUUUUGUCGGCCAGCCGUGGCGAGUCUUGAUGACGAGCGUGCCCUUCGCUGUCGCCGCAGGCCGCCGGCUGACCAGUGUCGGAGCGUUUAACUGGGCUAUGGCCAUCUGGAUCGCCGCCUCGUCCACCGUCCCCACGCUGCUGGCCAUGGUCCCCAGGGCCAGGCUCCCGACGGCACCAGCAGCAGCAGCGGCCAUAGCCGUAUUAAUACCGGGCCCAGAGCUCAACGAGGACACGUUUUGGCUGGAACGCACCGACCGCGUCGUCCUCACAGCGUACCAGCUGGCCUGCGUGUACACGGCGCCCAGGGUCGUGCGCAUCUUUCCUCGCGUGUUCAGCGACUGGGACCGCGUUACCUGGGUCGUCGGUUCUGUUGCCGUCGUCCAGUUCUGCGCGGCAGCCGUUUUCGCCGCCCCCAUGCUCGGCCAGCUGCACCCGGGCAUGCUCGCCGCGUCGUGGCGCAUCAUGUUCGGCCGGCCCCUGGCGUUCAUAUCUCGCCUGUCCGAGACAGCGGAGCGCAGAGCCCAUCGGCUGGUGCUUUGGGCGUCGUAUCCUAGCGUCGCGGCGUUCGGGUACCAGCGCCUCGACAGGAAGAAGUUCGAGGUCCGCCUCUUGAAGCUGCUGCCGGGAGGCUUGCUGGCCCCCGUGCAGGCGACGCUGGUCGUGUGCCAGAUCGGCAGAGCCCCGCGGUUCGAGGCCGUUUCCUACCGCUGGGACCCGGACAGCCCGCCCCAGCCGAUACUCCUCGACGGACAGCGGUCUGUGGUCUCUGGUUCCCUGUACACCAUGUUGGCCUGUCUCAGACACAGGGAUUCGCCUCGGCUGCUCUGGGUGGAUGCCGUCUGCAUCAACCAGGCAGACACCGACGAGAAGAGCUGGCAGGUCAUGGGCAUGGGGCGCAUCUACCGCGCAGCUGACGCCGUGCUCGGCUGGCUCGGCCCGUCCACCAGGGGCUCCAACCCCUUGGCGACCAUCUCACUUCCUGGGCCGCUUCGAGAGCUGCGCAAGAGUGUUCCCGCACUAUUUCGCGGGCGCCGCAACCGGAGGUGGCUCGACGUUGUUCUCCUGCUGACCAACGAGUGGUUCUCUCGCGUCUGGAUCGUCCAAGAGGCGGCGUUUGCCAAAAUUCUGACCCUGAGACUGGGUGAUACGGAGGUCUCGUGGGAAGCCUUUGAAGAAGUUGUGUCGAUUUUCAACCAAAGAGGCGCCGUCUUCGAAGGCCUGAUCAAUGGGCCAGGCAGCCCAGAGCGGCUGGCCACCGCGGCAAGAGCGGCGCUGCAGAACGUAGUCUCCCUGAACGCCAUCCGAGUCUGGGUGCGUGAAAACCGCGAUACUCUUGUCUCGAGCUCGAGAUCGCCGCAUGUUCGAGGCCUUUUGUUUUAUGAGGUCGUCAGGAGAUGCGGCAUGUUUGCAUCUACAGACCCCCGGGACAGGGUCUACGGGCUUCUGGGCCUUUCGACCCGGCAGGCCCGACAGACCGUCUCCAUCGACUACACCAAGGUUGCCGCCGCCGUGUUAGCAGACGCAGCCCGCUUCACUCUCCUCCAUGAAGGGUUCAUGGAGACGCUCGACCUUGCGGGAAUUGGCCAUUACAGGCAUCAGCCCUCACCCUUUCUCGAAGCCGGCUCCCAACUGCCGAGUUGGGCACCCGACUGGACAAAGUCAAACCUUGCUCUGAGCCAUUUCUCCACGGCUAAUCUCACGGUGCCCGCCGGACGUUAUUCCUGCGCCACGGACGACAUCUCCGUCGCGAGACAGCUGAUCCAAACCGUCCCCGGCCACCCCGAGCUUUUGUUCUUCGGGUCGGUCGGGCUCAUAGACACGAUCCACGCCGUAUCGCCCGUCUGGGAACCGCCCGCGGCCCCGGCAGACCGCGCUUCGCUGGCCAACGCCAUGACGUCGUUCCUGUCCGGGAUCGACAUGGGCCUGGACAUGGCCGAGCGCGCGUCUUGUUCCUCUCGAUACCCGAACGACAGCGGCGGGGAGAAGCUCCUCUGGCGCACCGUGCUGCUCAAGGAGCAGCAGGGGGACGACGGAACAGUGCAGCUGGAAAAAGAUGCCAAGGUCAUGAGAGAUGACAUUUCUAGCUUACGACACAACAUGGGUGGGGAUAGACUUCGCUUCCAGGUGCACUGGAUGGCGUUCUUGACGUACCGGCUCAGGAUCCUCACGUUGCUCCAGUGGGCCAUUGGGAAGCGGUUUUGCCUCACCGAGGGCGGCUACUUUGGGCUGGUGCCGGCGUUCACGGAACCGGGCGACCGUCUCGCCGUCGUCGCGGGCGCCGAAAACCCCUUCGUAUUCCGCCAGACCCUCGAGACUUUGAUGGGUACCAGUACUCUUGAUAUUCUUCUUAAAGGAAAGCAGUCGGUAUAUAGGCUGGUUGGCGCUUGCCAUAUCGAAGGCAUCAUGUUUGGCGAGUUGGCCGAUGGGGAUAUUCCGUUUGAGCCCGUGAUCUUGGCAUGAGGUCUUUUCUUCACGAGGGCCAACUUUGGGAGCAGGGUGAGCAGAUGCCGUGGGUGCGGGGGCGGCGGCGGCGGCGGCGACGGGCGCCGUGGCGGACCACACGCAGGCGCCGCUGCGCCUGACGUGUUGGCUAGGCC